Bursaphelenchus okinawaensis is the source of this 998-nucleotide messenger RNA. NCBI's taxonomy places the organism in Eukaryota, Metazoa, Nematoda, Chromadorea, Rhabditida, Aphelenchoididae. The record is from the annotation of a GenBank genome assembly.
AUGAUGACUAAAAGCUUGUUGUUGACGGUUUUGGCUGUUGUUGCUUGCGAUGCUGUGGUAAGUUUAAACUUCUUUACAGUUAUUUGAACAACCUAAUUCAAAGAACGAUCUUCAAGCUAAAAACUUUUACUUGCAGAAGUACAAUGGAGUAGAAGUGUACCCACUCGCCAGCUACGGUAUGAUCGACCGUCCUUAUCGUUACACUUCACUACAAAGACUAUUGAAAAAGAAAGACAGUUUUAUCGAGUACUGCAACACAUCAACCGCCUUGUACUACAAUCUAAACCACGAAGAAGGAGAUCAAUGGCUUCGCAACUUUUGCAAAAUCAAAGGAGAAGAGGCCGCUUGUAAUGAAUAUUUUAAAAAUUUUAAAGAAAACGAAAAACGAUUGAAAGCUACGAUUGAAUACUACCAGAAGAAGAACAAAUGGACCAAGGAUAUGAUUGCUCUUAUGGAUAGAGUUCAGGUAAUGACUAUUCUACCUUGCCUUGCCUUGCCUUGUCUUGCCUUGCCUUGCCUUGCCUUGCCUUGCCUUGCCUUGCCUUGCCUUGCCUUGCCUUGCCUUGCCUUGCCUUGCCUUGCCUUGCCUUGCCUUGCCUUGCCUUGCCUUGCCUUGCCUUGCCUUGCCUUGCCUUGCCUUGCCUUGCCUUGCCUUGCCUUGCCUUGCCUUGCCUUGCCUUGCCUUGCCUUGCCUUGCCUUGCCUUGCCUUGCCUUGCCUUGCCUUGCCUUGCCUUGCCUUGCCUUGCCUUGCCUUGCCUUCACUUCAGCUAAUAACCUUUGUCUUCAGCUAUACCACAACAACCCGACUAUCCCAUUAGAAGGUGAAUGUUUUGCUACCAAUGGCAUCAAGUACACAGCCACACCAAAGCAACGGAAGGUUAUGAAGUUGACAAUCGAGAACUGUGACUUUCGUAGACAAAACAUCGAACCCGACUUUGCUAAGAGAACUUGUUUUAAGAAGGAGGAUCAUGAGCCAUGGGUAACUUUGUUACAAUAA